Messenger RNA from Onthophagus taurus, 2191 nucleotides. Its product is annotated as neurofilament heavy polypeptide. Lineage: Eukaryota; Metazoa; Arthropoda; Insecta; Coleoptera; Scarabaeidae. The record is from RefSeq and is a predicted model, not a curated record.
GGGCGAUAUGGUGGCAACGUUGCUUUUGAGAUUUUCAGCUAUAUAGACGCCAUAGUGUGUGGAGCGUUCUUCGUAUGAUGUUGAUACGUUUUCAGGUUGAAAUUGUGCUAAAAGAUAGGAACUGAUUAUCGAAGAAGUCUACAAGUAUGAGUUCAGGUUUUAAACCAAUACUCUCUCAAGUAUCUCAACAGGGUCCUCCAACUUACGGGCAACCAUCAACCCAUGUUGCCCAAAACUUGGCGUCAAUGCAGCAUGGUUUACCGACACCCGCACAUAAUUCCUCAAGUCAAAAUCAUUAUUUAAACGUUCCCAAAACGGAAUAUAACGCCGCUAUGUCAAUACCGGCCAGUAAUCACCCAAUUCCAAAUGUCACCCAAUCUUCACCAGCUUAUAUAAGUCCUGUGAAACAAGACCAAUUUCCCACAAAUUAUCAGCAGGGACAUCCAGUAGUGCACCCGCCUCAGCCAACCUUGCCAACACCACAUGCAAUAGUCCCAAAACAAGAAUCACCAGAAAAACCUCAUUCGAAUGGUACCUCAGAGAUGCAAGGAAGUCAAUCGGGCGAACAGAAUUAUUCGCCUCAAAAACCAAAAGAGAUUAUGGAAAAAUCAUCUAAAGAUAUCAAACCAGCGACUCCUGUAUCAAAUUUAACAGAUGAAUCUUCAAAUGAAAUAAAACAAGACGAAAACGUCCCGGAUGUUAUUGACAGUUCAUCUUCAGCUUCAAUAGAAGGAAUUGAGAUAACUACAAGUAAUUCUAGCAUGGCAGAAAUAAAACCAGAAGAGGCUGAGGUGCCUAGUGAAAGCGCGAAUGUUACUGAGGUUAUAGCUAAGGCCACAAUUGAACCUGCUACUACAAUUGAUUCUGCUCAAGGAGGUACAGUUACUACUGAUAACAGUGUGGGUACAGCAAUUAAAGAACAGGUGGCACCAAAAUUAAAUGUAAAACCACCAACAAGGGCUGCGCAAUCAAAGAAAACGAAAGCUGUUGCGGCGGAAGCUACGGCUGAGGUUUCAACGACAAAGUCGAUCUCAAAACCGGAUAAACCGUUGGUGACGAAAAUGCCAAGGGCGAAACGUGUAAGGAAAAAAGUGCAACCUUAUCAGUAUCCCAUCCCGGAAUUGGAGAAUUUUUCUAAAAUGGCCAAUCCAACUAAAUCUAGAAAGAGAGACAACGAUGAGAAUUUGAUUAUCUUUUAUAAAAAUGAAUUUUUGGCUGUGCGAAACGUUGAAGGUGGAUUUUUUGUGUGCCAAGUUAUGCAAAACGUCUACAAAAGGUCCACAAAAAUUAGUAUAAGAUGGCUUUCACAAGAUUCAGAUGAUAAAUCUGGUGAAAUUUAUAUACCUGACUUUUACGAUACGAUAGAUGUAGAUUGCAUCUUAACAAAUUUAGAACUAUCACGAGUCAACAAAGUAAAAUUUAGAUUACCACCAACAGAAAAAAAUCGAACAGAUAGCAUCUUAAAAAGAGCUUUAGCGGUGGAAAAAGGUGAAGCAGUACCUCCAUCGCCAACUGAAGAACAUCCUGAUGGACUAGAUUUGUCUCUGUAUAAAGAAGAAAGCCAAUUACAGAAACCAGAAGGGAAACCCGCAGUGCGAAAACAUCCGGCAAGAAGUCCUUCUAGAACUCGUCAAAAAUUGCCGGGGAAGGCGAAAAAACGAAAUGAAAAUCGCGAGGAAAAUGUGGUUGCUGCGCAACCAAAACCUAAAGAACCUGUUGAAAAGGAAAGUGUGAAACGGAAACCAACCCCAGCGACGGUGACUGUUGAAAGAAAGGAGGGGACCACUUCCGGUUUGUCACGGUCGGAACGUGCAAAACGGAGGCAUGAUAAGAUAGACAGAGGGGACAUUGAAGAACAACCAGUUGUUGAUUCAAAGAAAGCGAGGGCUUUAGCAAAAGUUGCAAAACGGCUUGCUAUAAAAGAACCCACAUCUAAAAAACCAGAAAAAAAAGACGAAGAAGUAAAAGCACCGGUUCAAUCAAAAGCUGCUUCAAAAACAGGUACAAUACCAAAGAAAACAAAACAAAAGCAGGAGGAACCGGUGCCGCUAGAACCGCGUAAGACUAAAAGAACAAGGAAAUAAACGCACUAGUAGCAAAAUCUGUGUUUGUUUGAGUCUAUUUUUUUUUUUUUAAUAUUUUAUAUUUUUUAAAGAAGAAGACGCACACAGUACACACAAAAAUAAAUAAA